AACGCUUUCAAACAAACAUGGCGGCGCAGGAGGUGUUGACGGCUUCACACGUGGAGAAAAAGGCAAAGAAAAAGCCUGCAAAGCGCUAUUGGGAAGAAACAGAAAACACAGAGCAAAACAAAGCAACCGAAGAGGAGAGUAAAGAUGAGCAGAAGCAGAAACCCCACACAGAGAAGAGGAAGAAAGAAGAACGUUUACUGUCAGGGAAAGAAGACCCUUUUCCUGGAGAGAAGCCGAUCCCACAGAAGCAGCUGCGCACGUUUCAGAGAGGACAGAAACACAAAGUGCCUGCACGAGCCGGUCCGAAGCUGAAACAUGCCAUCACGUCCUCUGAGUCUCUGUCUGAACUGGCUCAGAAACAGGCUGCACGAUACGGUCUCCUGCUCCCAGAGGAUGCUGGGUUUCUGGAAGGAGACGAUGGUGAAGACACGUGCACCAUCGCUCAGGACGAUAUUGCAGAUGCUGUGGACAUCACAUCUGGAGCGAAGUACUUCAACCUGCAUCUCUCCCAGUUUGGGCCGUAUAGACUUGACUACAGCAGAACUGGACGGCACCUGUUGCUGGGCGGGAGGAGAGGUCAUGUGGCCUGCUUCGACUGGCAGACCAAACACCUGAUGUGUGAGAUGAACGUCAUGGAAACAGUUAAUGACAUCAAGUGGCUUCACACAGAGGCCAUGUUUGCUGUGGCACAGAAGAAGUGGCUCUACAUUUAUGACUCGAAAGGUGUGGAGCUCCACUGCAUAAAGAAGUUCAACGACGUCUUGCGGAUGCAGUUCCUGCCGUACCACUUCCUGCUCGCCACAGCGAGUGCCACAGGCUUUCUGCAAUACCUGGAUGUGUCGAUCGGUAAAGAGAUCGCGGCCAUCUGCACAAAAUCUGGCCGUCUGAACGUGAUGACGCAGAAUCCCUAUAACGCCAUCAUCCACCUGGGACACACCAACGGCACCGUCAGCCUGUGGUCGCCCAAUCAGAAAGAGCCUCUGGUGAAGAUGCUGUGCCAUCGAGGGGCGGUUCACUCUGUAGCGGUGGACAAAACCGGCACGUAUAUGGUGACGUCGGGUCUGGAUAGGAAGUUGAAAGUGUAUGACAUCAGAGCUUUCAAACCCUUCCACUCCAGUUUCCUGCCAGCGGGAGCCUCGUGUCUGUCUCUAAGUCAGAGAGGACUGCUGAGCGCCGCUACUGGAGAUGUUGUACAGGUGUAUCAGAACGUUUGGGGAAGCACUCCUGUGUCCAAACCCUACAUGGCGCACCGUCUGCGAGGACAGGUCUGCGGAGUGGCGUACUGCCCCUUCGAGGACGUUCUUGGAAUUGGACACGGCCAGGGCUUCACUAGUAUGAUCGUACCAGGUGCAGGAGAACCGAAUUUCGACGCUCUCGAUACGAACCCGUACCGCAGCGCUAAACAGAGGCAGGAGUGGGAGGUCAAGGCUCUGCUGGAGAAAGUGCAGCCCGAGCUGAUCGGUCUGGAUCCCGGACUGCUGAGUAAAGUGGACCAGGCCAGCUUUGAGCAGAGACACAAGGAACGGGUUGAAGUAAUGGGAUUUGAUCCUUUGGCGAAACAGAAAUUCAAGCCGCGGAUGAGGAAGAAGGGAAGAAGCUCUGCAGGCGCUGUAGAGAAGAGAAAGAGGAAAGUCGCCCAUGAAGAUCAGAGGGAUGAAAUCCGACAGACUGUUGAAGAGAAGAUGAAACGACAGAAAGAGCAGAAAGAGAGGAGCGACGAGAGGAAAGAGCUGGAGAAGAAAUCAGCGCUGGAUCGCUUUAAGAAGUGAAGAUGUCUGAUGUACAUCGAGAACAGUGUUGCUCAUCUGCCGCACACACUGGCAGAUUACAGGACACGACUGUUUUAUAAUAAAAUAUCCUGAUGUCA
This is a messenger RNA of Danio rerio (zebrafish), 1867 nucleotides long. RefSeq names its product WD repeat domain 46 (gene wdr46). Gene Ontology annotation, cellular component: nucleolus. The record is from RefSeq and is marked provisional. Lineage: Eukaryota; Metazoa; Chordata; Actinopteri; Cypriniformes; Danionidae.